This is a messenger RNA of Acanthoscelides obtectus, 2603 nucleotides long. NCBI's taxonomy places the organism in Eukaryota, Metazoa, Arthropoda, Insecta, Coleoptera, Chrysomelidae. The record is from the annotation of a GenBank genome assembly.
AUUCGUCCACAAAACGUAAGUCGUACGGCUUGCGGUCCCCUAGCCACGAUUGAAUCCUAGGGUAUUUUACGUUUAGGUUGGCAAUACAUCUGAAAACGACAGUUACAACGGAUUUCCAAUCAAAAUUAUUUUCUGUUUAUGUCUUGUCUGACUUCCCACAAAUUUCUUACUACUCUAGAUUUCCCUGCAUUUUCUGGAAAAUUUUGAUCUUCCUGAUUGAUCUACUACAUAUCUACGUACUGUGAUCAACCAUGAACCGUGAAGAACUUCAGAAACACAUUUACUAUUCGGACAAAUACUACGAUGAUGAAUACGAAUACCGACACGUUGUUUUACCGAAAGAGAUGACCAAGUUAGUACCAAAAACACAUCUAAUGUCAGAAGCAGAAUGGAGAGGCUUGGGAGUACAACAGAGCAAAGGUUGGGUGCAUUAUAUGAUACACGAACCAGAACCACACAUCCUACUCUUCAAGAGACCUAUAACAACUCCACCUUCAAAGUAUGAUGAAAACAAGUGAAUAUUUAUUUUAAUCUUAAUGAAAUGUUAUUAUUUUUAGUCCUGUUACUCAUAACCUUGUGAUAUUUAGUUUUGAAUGCAUCAUAAACAUAUGUUAUGUGUUAUUCAAAAUGAUUCUGUAUAUAAAUUGCCAGAUAUGGCAGCUGAGUAACAGGUCUGAUAAUGAUACCAUGUAAAUAAUGUAGCAUUAGGGUUUUAACUCACCAAAAAGUCCUUUUAAUGUUAGCUUUUCUUUUGCUUAGUAUUUUAACAAAAUAUUGAAGCUUGAUACUGAAUAAAUAAUGUUACUUUUUAAUCAAGUACUUUUUAGUAUGAAAAGGUCUCAAAAUUCAUUGAAAUAUAGGGCUAGCACUCAAGCAUGCACCAAGGGAUGGCGAAGAAUGACAUCAAAAAGGAUUACCUUCUGACAGAGCACACACUCUGAUGAGAAACAGCUUGCAAGCUCUGGCUGUCAUAACAAGGUGAUGCCUCGUACCAUAGUAUCUCACAGUAUGCCAUUCAUUAUAUUAGGAAGGAUUUAUCGCUUGACAUAAGAAAGCAUGCUGUGAGAUACUGCAUCAAGAGGCAUCAACAUGCUACUGUAUCUCCUAGUUGCCAGGCUAUACAGAUUGUUUUAGAAAACAGUGGCAAUGUUUAUAGGACAGAAAGUACAUCAGAGCAUGCAUGCACUCAUUUUUUUCAUUAUUUUGAGAUGUUUUUUAGUGCAGUAGUCCUUCACUCAAACGCUCAAAUCCAUAAAGUGUUUCAAUAACCAAUAUUUAUAUUGUGGGAUCAGGAAAUACUUGAUUCCAGAAGGGCCUCUAAGCUUAUCCACCAUCUUUUUUUUAAUCUUCAUUUGCAAGCAGCAUAAUGACAUGACCAGAGUAAAGCUUCUGAACUAGUUGUUUUAAACUCAUUUUUCCUUCCAAAAUGCUAUUUUUUUCGAAUGUUUCUCCUUGUGGACAUCAAAAAUAACCUAGAAAGUCCUAUACAAAUAGAUCCUUCACCAAGAUACAGGAUGUAGAAAUUUAUAUGCCACUGAUGAUACCCAUUAAGGACAAAACAAAUAUGUUUCACACGUUCAUUCCUGUAACAUACAAUAUUCAAUGUCAACCUUUCCUAAUUCCAGUAUACUUCAAAGAAGAAUGGAUUUAAUUAUUUAUCUCAAAAUAUAUAGACCAAUUUUUCUCCAAAAGGAAUGGUCUGACAAAAAUUUCCUAUGAGAAAUAAUUUAUGUAAAAUUAAAUAUCUUAUCUGAAAAUACAAUAGGUGCCUCAGAAAAGUCAGUACUGGUCAAAAUGUCUGAGAUUAUUCGUCCCUGGUGCAGUUAGUGGCCUAUUUUUGGUUUGUAUUCCUUAUCCUGUUGGGUCGGCGUGUACAAAAUUUUAAAAUCCACUCCAGAGAUAUAAUUUUUUUUAUGUUUUUUGAUUUAUAUUUCAAGAACUUUUUGUGUUAUUUUUACUUAAUAAUAUUGUCAUUGCUUAUUUAAUCAUCAUAUAGAUAUCAUGCUUACAAAUCGAAGGAAUUUUACUGUCAGUAAUACAAUCCUUUUCAAUCCUCCUUCUUGACAUCACCUGGUUAAUGACGGCAAAAUUUGAAAAUAUUAAAAUUGAUUUUUAACUAUACAAUGAUCAUUCAUAUCUCUCAUGUAUUGAUAAACAUCAACAUAGAUUUUCUUGUUAGCCAUCUUUUGGCCUCACAGUUUUUUUCUCAAAUAGAACCUACAUUAAUGCAUCUAUGAUAUUUAAUAUUUUUGUAGCCCAGGCAAUGCCACUUUGUUCAUACUGAAUAUUUUGAUACUUUUUUAUACUACAGAAAAUAAUAAACAGAGUGGUAACAGUUUCUCUAAACUUGGACUCUUUCCCAUAAUUUUUUUACCAUUUCCCCAAAUAAAGUUCUUUCCACUAAACGGUUGUAUUGUUUCAGUUUUGCCCCAAUGGAAAGUACAAAAAAUAAAGUAAUGCAAAACUGUUGCUGAUAGUAUGAUGGAUACGAUUUUAUACUGUAUAUUGUACAUUAUUACCACUUUUCAAUGUUAUUAUUCCGAACAAGAUUCUGUGUUCAUUUUUUAUUUAAUGCGAUUUUUAUAAAUACACUUUUGUAGUAA